UAAACAUAUCCUCAACCACUUUCGUCUGGAGGUCAGGGAAGGGAGGACAGUCACGUUCUUGAAAGGAUCAUUUCUUAUACGACAGCAAAAUGUUGGCUAAAAUUUCACCCCUUCUUCGACUUGCCCCACGUCUUCAGCAUGUGAGAGCCAUGGGAGGCCAUGGUGUCCCAGCCCACUGGAAGCCACAGAGACAAGUGUGUGAGGAACAAAGAAACCACAUGAACUUCAUGCCUGUGCCCGAGGGAUCCUGGCAGGAGAACUACAACAAGAGGAACUCCACGUGGAACCUCUUUUUGGCCACUGGUCUGGUGUCUCUGAUUGGAACAUUCACUGUGCUGUGGAAAAGCGGAUGUAUAUACUUCCAUUCAUCACCACCCAUGGUGAACAGCAAGGCCAAAUAGACAUUACCAACAGUUGUAGUUUAGAAAGUUGACCAUUGAUUCUUUGGGUUUCUUUUCUGCCAUCUCACCAAAUUGAUAGGAUACUCUCUGCCUCUACUUUCAGCUAUGGAAGACUGGAUGUAUAAAACUGCACACGCCACCCCCUAUGUGCAACUGUAAGGGCAAUUAGUUUUUUGUUGAAAAGUUGACUUUGGUUUCGUUUGCAUUCUUCAUUUGCAUUUUUCCUGCAAUUUUUCGGAAGUUGUUAAGGUUAAGCUGCUCAGUUGAUGAAGCAGUGGAUCACUGGACUCGAUGAGCCAUGAAUUUUUGGUGUGUUGUCAGUUGACUUAAGUAAAUUCCAGCGUAACCAUGUUCAACCAAGAUGGCAAUUGUCUGCAGUUGCUUCAGACAUUCAACAUCAGUUAAUUGCUGACCUUAGAUGUCUGCUUGACACAAGGGUUUUGUGAUAUGUGGUGAUGUACAGAGUGAUUGUGUCAGAAUGAUGAAAGUUUUGGGGAAUGGUUAACAAGUCCCGAGUAUGGCGAAUGCACAUCUUCGUAUAUAUCAUAGUCAUUAUUAUUACUACUAAAUUAGUAAAUGAAAUUACUCCCAUGAAUUGCUGAAAAGUUUGCUUUCACCAGUGUGAAAAGUUGUUUUUAGUUCAAUAUUCAAUGUUUGGCAUGCAAUUAAAUUUAGUACAUUCUGAAAUGGGUGCAGCGUACUACUUUAAGUACAUGAGAUGGUAGGUGUAUGUGAAUGUGAGCCAUGUAAUUUAAAACGUUGACGUAAUAAACAUUUUUACUGGAA
Messenger RNA from Aplysia californica (California sea hare), 1187 nucleotides. RefSeq lists its product as uncharacterized. The transcript has 3 exons. The record is from RefSeq and is a predicted model, not a curated record. Lineage: Eukaryota; Metazoa; Mollusca; Gastropoda; Aplysiida; Aplysiidae. Bases 90 to 401 code for a protein of 103 amino acids.